AUGGCCGAGAAGGAGCCAGAUGGCCCUAGACCUGGCAAGACAUCAAGGAAGGGUCCCCAUCUGAUCCAAGCAGAGAGUGGUGCUGGAUUUUGGGAAAGAGCUGUGCCAGAGAUCUUGGUUGAGGGCACUGUGGCCUCAGAUGUACGCAGGCGAUGCUUCCGGCAGUUCUGUUACCAUGAGGCUGAUGGGCCCCGAAAGGUGUGGGGAGGAUCUGAGAAGGAGGAAGCAAAGUUCUCUGAGGCAGAAAGAACUCUGUCAGAAGAAGGCCAGAGGGUGCAGGCCCAGGAGCAUGGCCAAGAUGCCCUGUCAAGUGGCAGUGAAGAGACGUUAUUGAGCCAUUUUAGUUGCAGAGAAGUGGAAAUGGCUGCUCAGCCUCUCGUCCAGGUGGCUGUGUAUUUCACUGAGACGGAAUGGGCUCUGCUGGAUCUGGGCCAAAAAGCUCUCUACAGGGAAGUGAUGCUGGAGAACUAUGGGAAUGUGGCCUUUUUGGGGGACGCUGACACAAAUGAGGCGGAUGAGAAACUGCAUCAUUUAUUGCCAGAUGAAGUCAAGAAUGAAGAUGUGAAAAGAAAUGUUAUGAUUCAAGGCAGGCCUCAGAGGGAGAAUGUCAGUUGCACGGUGAAGAAGUGGGAUAACUCCAUUCUUUGUAAGAGAUUCUGCCACAGUAGCAGUCUUCAACAGCAUCAAAGAACCCACACAGGGGAGAAGCCUUUUGAAUGCUCAGAGUGUAGGAAGCGAUUCAGUCACAGUAGCAGUCUUCAAAAACAUCUAAGAACUCACACAGGGGAGAAGCCUUUUGAAUGCUCAGAGUGUAAGAAAAGAUUCAGUCAGAGUAGCACUCUUCAGCAGCAUCAAAAAACUCACACAGGGGAGAAGCCUUUUGAAUGUUCAGAGUGUAAGAAAAGAUUCAGUCAGAGUAGCACUCUUCAACAGCAUCAAAGAACCCAUACAGGAGAGAGGCCUUUUGACUGCUCAGAGUGUGGGAAGAGAUUCAGUCGGAGUAGUGGUCUUCAAGAGCAUCAAAGAACCCACACAGGAGAGAGGCCUUUUGAAUGCUCAGAGUGUGGGAAGAGAUUCAGUCGGAGUGGCAUUCUUCAAAGUCAUGUAAGAACACACACAGGGGAGAAACCUUUUGAAUGCUCAGAGUGCGGAAAGAAAUUCAGUCAGAGUUUCCAUCUUAAAGAGCAUCAAACAACCCACACAGGGGAAAAGCCUUUUGAAUGCUUGGAGUGUGGAAAGAGAUUGAGUCGCAGUGGUGAUCUUCUAAUUCAUUUAAGAACCCACACAGGGGAGAAGCCUUUUGAAUGUUCAGAGUGUGGGAGGAGAUUCAGUCAAAGUAGCAAUCUUCAAAAACAUCUAGGAACUCACACAGGGGAGAAGCCUUUUGAAUGCUCAGAGUGUAGGAAGAGAUUCAGUAACAGUAGCAGUCUUCAAAAACAUCUAAGAACCCACACAGGGGAGAAGCCUUUUGAAUGCUCAGAGUGUAAGAAAAGAUUCAGUCACAGUAACAGUCUUCAAGAACAUCUAAGAACCCACACAGGGGAGAAACCUUUUGAAUGCUCAGAGUGUGGAAAGAAAUUCAGUCAGAGUUUCCAUCUUAAACAGCAUCAAAGAACCCACACAGGGGAGAAGCCUUUUUGAAUGCUUGGAGUGUGGAAGAGAUUCAAAAACAGUGGCACUCUUCAAAGGCCUUUAAGGGUAAUCAAAAACCGAAGAAAGCCCGGAGAGCUCCCUCGUUAAAUGGAGCUUUUUACCUCAGUUGAAGUAGCUAGCGCCUCCUUGGCUCCUUCAGGCCACAGAGAUACAAACACUGCUGACUCUCUCCUAACAACAUUUCUACUAGAAGCGUUAAGGAAUCAGUGUCUAGAAUUAAGACAAGAUAUGAUGGAUACAAUAACCGCCUUACAAUGUAUGGACACAUUGGAGACUCAACAUAAGCAAACAGCUCAAAAAGCAGAGGAUGCCAUAAAGAAAGUUGCCUCCCUGGAAAAAAUGCUUGGAACUACCUCUUAAGAUGGCUGGUCUAGAGAAAGAAGAGAUAAAAACUUGAAAUCCUGUGGUUUUUCACCAAAUGCGGAAGCAACAACUGAUCUUUCUAUUUUUAUGGUGUCUUAGUUGGCCACUAUGCUAAAACUAGAGGAGGGAGUGACACCUCUUAUUCUUAAAGCUUACUGCAUUGGUAAAGCAACAAACGCUUCCAAAGUCACUCUUUCUACCAUGGGUAUAAUGGUGGAGUUUGCUGAUUAUUGGACUAGGAGGAAAAUGUUGAUGGAAGUACGUCAGCAGAAUGGCUUGGAUUGUUAAAGAAGGAGAAUAUUUGUAUUCUCAGAUCUCCUUUUAGAAAUAUUCAAGAUUCAAAGAGACUUAAAUCCCACCAUUUCCAAGUUGUAGGCUGUUGGUGUAAAAUACUGCUGGUUGCGGUCUGGCAUAAUGUUUAUGGGUAAUCAGCAAGUUCAAUAUACUGCAUAUGACUGUGCUUCUGGAUCAGCUUUGCUAUUUGCGCUGGGCUUGCCCUCUUUAGAAAAAGCGGAAACUAGAGCUGCACAAAGCAAGACUCAGUCACCACUGACUCCAGUCAAAAGAUGUAAACUUCAUGUUUCUGAAGAAGAGGAGUGUGGGAAGAGAUUCAGCCCCACAUGUUCCCCAGAGAGCACUGCGAUCAAGUUCUCAAUCUUUUGGCUGUCCCUGGGCUAAAGGAGGCUAGGCUCAACUCCACCAGCCUUCUCGGUUGCGGCCCCAAUACUUUGGAACAUCCUUCCAGAAGCCAUCUUGCGGGAUAUAUCGCAGUUCCGCAGGGCCUGCAAGACUGAACUGUUUCGGAUGGCAUAUAACAUCUAAUGGGAGAGGGCUGCCACCACAUGUGGAUCCAUAGCGCUUAUAUUACUAACUGCCCAGGAUCUGUGCACAUGAGAAAGAAAAUAUUAUACGAUCUGCCUGAAGUAGCACCAUUGUUAUUUAUCUGAUUGUUUUAUUGUUUUAAUAUUGUUUUGUCUACUAUUUUAUGCUGUUAGCCGCCCAGAGUCUGUAUGGAAUGGGCGGGAUAUAAAUAUAACGUAAAUAAAUAAAUAAAAACAGUGGCAAUCUUCAAAUCCAUCUAAG
Messenger RNA from Heteronotia binoei (common prickly gecko), 3099 nucleotides. Its product is annotated as zinc finger protein OZF-like. The transcript has 6 exons. NCBI's taxonomy places the organism in Eukaryota, Metazoa, Chordata, Lepidosauria, Squamata, Gekkonidae. Gene Ontology annotation, biological process: regulation of transcription by RNA polymerase II. Gene Ontology annotation, molecular function: DNA-binding transcription factor activity; RNA polymerase II cis-regulatory region sequence-specific DNA binding. The coding region runs from base 1 to 1641 and encodes 546 amino acids. The record is from RefSeq and is a predicted model, not a curated record.